Molecule: messenger RNA, 1047 nt
Organism: Penicillium antarcticum
Lineage: Eukaryota; Fungi; Ascomycota; Eurotiomycetes; Eurotiales; Aspergillaceae
Exons: 1
Coding region: 1-1047 (348 amino acids)
Source: RefSeq, a predicted model, not a curated record
AUGCAUCUCUUCGCCACCUGGUUCAGCAGCCUGGCGAUCUUACCAUUGGCUCGAGCCUCCUGGCCUAUGCUUUAUGGGACCGAAGUAGCUUUAAGUCCAUACAGCAACAAUGAGCCCAGCGUAAAAGUUGAGACGCUCUUCCAAUUCCCAGAGAACGGCUCCUGGGUCGACAACAUCGUCCUCCGACCCGACGGGAACCUCUUACUGACGCGUCUGGAUGUUCCUGAAGUUUGGUCUAUCAACACCACUAGUGGAAACGCGACUCUUGCCUAUUCAUUUCCCAAUGUUACCAGCUGCUUUGGAAUUAGCGAAAUCGCAGAUGAUAUAUUUGCGGUGGUAGUCGGCAAUUUCUCAACAGAGACUUAUAAGCCCGAUGCUGGUUCUUUCUCCGUUCAGAAAUUAGAUUUCAGCAAGAUCGAAAGGAAGAGGGACGAGCAUGCCUCAGAAUCCCCAGCUGCUUCCCAAAUCGUGGCACUACCGGAGGCCGAGGCUUUGAAUGGAAUGACCACUUUCUCAAAAGACCCAGAUCUGGUUCUCAUUGCGGACAGCCCCAAAGGUGUCGUAUGGAAAGUCAACACUAAAACAAGCAAUUAUUCUAUCGCACUGAACGAUACAACCAUGCUUCCAGCAAAGGGACAGGCACUUCCUUUGGGAGUCAACGGCCUAAAAGUGGUUGAAGAUUAUGUGUACUAUUCGAGCACAACACGCAUGGAGUUUUGUCGCGUUAAGGUGGACGCGGAGGUCAGGCCGGUCGGAGAAUACGAGGUCAUCGCCAGCGGAUUUCUGCCUGAUAACUUCGACGUGACCGAAGAUGGCAUCGCAUAUAUCGCCACAGAUCCCCAAAACUCUGUCGUCCGCAUUACUGCCUCGGGUCAAAUUUCGCUCGUGGCUGGCGGGCAGUUGUCGACGGAGAUGCCAGGUCCCACGUCAACCCGGCUGAGCGAAGAUCGAAAGUCUCUCUUUGUUGGAACUAGUGGGGGACAAGUGGCGCCAGUCUUGGGUACUUUUAAGGAGCCAGGCAAGGUAGUCAAGAUUACUCUCGCAUAA